This is a messenger RNA of Cryptotermes secundus, 2048 nucleotides long. RefSeq names its product carboxypeptidase D. The record is from RefSeq and is a predicted model, not a curated record. Gene Ontology annotation, cellular component: cell surface. Lineage: Eukaryota; Metazoa; Arthropoda; Insecta; Blattodea; Kalotermitidae. Bases 87 to 1922 code for a protein of 611 amino acids. Gene Ontology annotation, molecular function: metallocarboxypeptidase activity; zinc ion binding. The transcript has 12 exons. Gene Ontology annotation, biological process: proteolysis.
UGUGAGGUUGUGCACGGGUACAGACGGACAGAGCAAGCAAUUCCACUUAACUUGGACAUCGGCGACUCUCCAGGAGCCACCACACCAUGAAGCCGUCUUCAUGGUACGCCUCCACGCUUGUGGUGGCAUUUCUCUACCUUUACGUGUUGGCUGUCCAGUAUAUCCGCGCCGAGGAGCUGCAAGCUGAGAGGGGUUCGAGCCAGAUCACUUUCCAUGACGGAACUAGCGUUGAUUCUGCAUACACAGCAGAUCCUUCUGGUUCCUUGAGAUCGGUAGGAGUCGGAAGCAUUGCUGAUUCAUACACCAACGAAAAGCAAGGUGCUUCGCUUCACUCUGUGGGUAUAGGCAGCACAGUAGAUGUGUCCCCGAGCCUGUACCCCGGUAGCGCUGGUGGCGACAGAGAAAGUGGUAUCGAAAGUUCUUCUACCGCAGGUGGAAGGCCGGGUGUUAUUUCGUAUUUCAAUGAUGAAAGUAAAUCUACUGAACUGUACAAUCCUGAGGGUGCAGGAUCUCUUCGUGCAGUUGGAAAUGUUGGCUUAGACCGUGCCGUUGGAAACAGUUACCGCCCUGGUUAUUCUUAUGAUCCAAGUUACAACAAUCACAACCAGUUUUACGGUGGAAGCGAUUCUCUACCUGCUGCUACAGGAAACAUCAACUCCCAUCAUCAGGAUGGGUCCUAUGUUUUGGACUUUAAGUACCACAACUAUGACAAGCUGACCAAGUUCCUGAGGACAACUUCAUCCAAGUUCCCUAACCUCACAGCAUUGUAUUCCAUCGGCAAAUCUGUCCAAGGUCGAGACCUCUGGGUUAUGGUAGUAUCAGCAUCUCCAUAUGAACACAUGAUUGGAAAGCCAGAUGUGAAAUAUGUUGCCAACAUGCAUGGAAAUGAAGCUGUCGGCAGGGAGUUGAUGCUCCAUCUCAUUCACUACUUAGUGACAAGCUAUAACAGUGACAGCUAUAUCAAAUGGCUACUGGACAACACUAGAAUCCACAUUCUUCCUUCAAUGAAUCCAGAUGGCUUUGAAGUGGCCAGAGAAGGACAGUGUGAUGGUGGUCAGGGCAGAUACAAUGCACGGGGGUUUGACUUGAACCGGAACUUUCCAGAUUACUUCAAACAAAAUAAUAAACGUGGUCAGCCAGAGACAGAUGCAGUCAAAGAAUGGAUUUCUAAGAUCCAGUUUGUCCUAUCUGGAGGACUACAUGGUGGUGCACUGGUUGCCAGUUAUCCUUUUGAUAACACACCUAACUCCAGAAUGUGCAAAUCAUCUCCACUUUGCGCAGUAUUCCACAGUUAUGCAUCAACACCUUCGCUGACUCCAGAUGAUGAUGUGUUUAAACACCUGGCACUCACUUACUCCAAUAAUCAUCCUGUUAUGAGUCAUGGAAAAGCGUGCAAAGCUGGCACACCUUCCUUCAAUCAGGGCAUUACAAAUGGAGCAGCAUGGUACCCCCUCACAGGUGGAAUGCAAGACUUCAACUAUGUAUGGUAUGGCUGCAUGGAAAUAACGCUUGAGCUUUCAUGCUGCAAAUAUCCUCCUGCAUCAGAGCUUCCCAAGUUCUGGGAAGAAAAUAGAAUGUCACUUGUUAAAUUCCUGGCAGAAGCGCACAGAGGUGUCCAUGGAUUUGUAAUGGAUGAGAAUGGCAAUCCAGUAGAAAAAGCAUCACUCAAAGUCAAAUCACGUGAUGUUGGGUUUCAAACAACCAAGUAUGGAGAAUUUUGGAGGAUUUUGUUGCCUGGGAUCUAUAAAUUAGAGGUUUAUGCUGAUGGCUAUCUGCCACGUGAAAUGGAUUUCAUGGUAGUAGAACAGCACCCAACUCUCCUCAAUGUGACCCUUCAUCCUGCUAAGCUAGAUGACACAACAGCAAUCCCCAAAGAAAAAACAUUACCAGUUGAUGGGUCAAUUGUCUUCCCCAUAUCUUAGACACAAACAGUAGUAUCAGUUUAAGUCUCUGCAGUGUCGUCAGGAUGGUUACUACCAUCCACAGCAGCAACAUGGCUAUUAUCACCGUCCCCAGGGAGUGCCUAUCAACAAACCAAAUGAAAAUGG